Molecule: messenger RNA, 2276 nt
Organism: Paramisgurnus dabryanus
Lineage: Eukaryota; Metazoa; Chordata; Actinopteri; Cypriniformes; Cobitidae
Gene: slc7a8b
Product: solute carrier family 7 member 8b
Biological process (GO): amino acid transmembrane transport; neutral amino acid transport
Cellular component (GO): membrane
Molecular function (GO): neutral L-amino acid transmembrane transporter activity; L-amino acid transmembrane transporter activity
Source: RefSeq, a predicted model, not a curated record
AUGGGGUGGGAUAAUAAAGUGUUUUAGGCUCUUAAUAUAAAUACUUGUACAGUGAGUUGAGCUGCUCGGUUUGUUAACAUGAGCAGGAGAGCUCCCAGGGCCAGGGCGACAUCACUGCCUGACUCAGACCCAGGUGACAAAUCAACAGUGGUCCUGAAGAAAGAGAUCGGACUGCUCAGUGCAUGUGGUAUUAUUAUUGGUAACAUCAUUGGUUCCGGGAUCUUCGUGACUCCAAAGGGUGUUUUGGAAAAUUCUGGUUCAGUUGGUGUGGGUCUCAUACUGUGGCUUUUAACGGGUCUCAUCACUGCUGUCGGUGCCCUGUGCUAUGCUGAACUGGGUGUCACUAUCCCAAAAUCUGGGGGCGACUAUUCCUAUGUAAAUUACAUCUUUGGCGGGCUUGCUGGGUUCCUAAGGCUGUGGGUUGCCUUGUUGGUCAUCUAUCCAGCUACCCAGGCUGUGAUUGCUCUCACCUUUGCCACGUAUGCAUUGCAGCCUCUCUUUCCAUCCUGUUUGCCUUCAGAUAAAGCCUUGAGUCUGCUUGCUGCAGUCUGUCUGUUGCUGUUAACUUGGAUUAACUGCUUCAGUGUUCGCUGGGCAACACGAGUGCAGGAUGUAUUUACUGCCGGAAAGCUGCUUGCCCUCGGUCUCAUCAUCAUUAUGGGCAUCGUGCAGAUCUGCAAGGGUCAUUUUUAUUGGUUAGAACCUGCAAAUGCAUUUCACCCUCUGCAGCCGUAUGAACUUGGGCACAUCGCACUCGCUCUCCUCCAGGGCUCCUUUGCUUAUGGAGGCUGGAACUAUCUAAACUAUGUAACUGAAGAGCUUAUUGACCCCUACAGAAAUCUGCCUCGUGCCAUCUUCAUCUCAGUCCCGCUGGUCACUUUUGUCUAUAUUUUUGUGAACAUGGCAUAUAUUACAGCUAUGAGCCCUCAGGAGCUGUUGGACUCCAAUGCUGUUGCUGUGACAUUUGGUGACAAGUUGCUUGGAGUGAUGUCCUGGAUCAUGCCCAUUUCUGUGGCUCUGUCCACCUUCGGGGGGGUUAAUGGUUGCCUUUUCACCUCAUCAAGGUUGUUCUUUUCCGGUGCAAGAGAAGGACAUCUUCCCCGUCUGCUGGCAAUGAUUCAUGUGAACCGAUGCACUCCCAUACCAUCUCUUAUCUUCACCUGUAUAUCAACUCUGCUGAUGCUGUGCACCACUGACAUAUACACUCUCAUCAACUAUGUUGGCUUCAUUAAUUAUUUGUUUUAUGGAGUCACUGUGGCUGGGCAGAUUGUGCUUCGCAUUAAAGAGCCAGAUAUCCACCGUCCAAUAAAAGUGAGCUUGGUAUGGCCGGUCAUCUACCUGAUUUUUUGGGCAUUCUUGCUGAUCUUCUCUAUAUACUCUGAACCUUUGGUGUGCUUUAUUGGUUUGGCCAUCAUGCUGUCAGGUGUUCCUGUGUAUUUUAUUGGCGUCUAUUGGGAAAACAAGCCCAAGUGCUUCAGGUCUUGUAUUGAUAAAAUGGCAUUCUUGGGCCAGAAAUUGUGCAUGGUGGUGUAUCCUGCUGAGGAUGAAGGCAAAAAAGAUGAUGGUGAGGAAAAAGAGACUGCUGAGUAGAUGUCAUUUUACAUCGAUGGAUUUCGACUUUUCUGACAUAUCUGCUUCUGUGAAAAUGCCAAACACAGAAAAGCAUGGAGACAUAAAGACUUAAAGUAAUAAUUCACCCAAAGGUUAUACUAAAUAAUAUCCUAUAUGAAUAUAAUAACCCAUCACCACAUUUCUUUUUCCAUGGAUGGAUGCGCUUUUUAGGGCUUUAAAAAUCUGGCACUAUCCAAUGACAUUAUAAAGCUGAAAAGAGCAAGGAUAUCAUCUUCAUUGGUGCAAUACUGCCAUCUACAGUGUAUGAAAUGCACUGAAUAUUGUAUUACAAAAUAAUUUUGUACGGAUAAAUGUAGCUUUGAUUCGUCUCUGGUGUUGUGACCUCUAAAAGUGUUUGGGUUUUUUGUAGAUGAAAUUCAUUGUUAAUUCAACAAUUGUUAAAUGCUUGUGAUGAAGCUAUUUAUUUUAUCUGAUGAAUAACUCAUGUAUGACGUUUUGAAAAUAAAUGCAAUGCAAACAGCAUCAAAGGGGACAAAAACAAGCAGGAAAAAAACUGUCUCAUGUGUCUUCAACAGGAUGGAUUAAUUGUGUAAUUUAGAAGUAAAGCACUGAAGCAGAACAACAGUGCCUGCUGCUAACUGCUGAAUGUCCACACCCUGCAUUCAAGUGACAUCACAAUAAACUGAAUAUACUGUUACUAAACC